Colletotrichum phormii is the source of this 1122-nucleotide messenger RNA. RefSeq lists its product as uncharacterized. Bases 1 to 1122 code for a protein of 373 amino acids. Gene Ontology annotation, molecular function: 2-oxoglutarate-dependent dioxygenase activity. The record is from RefSeq and is a predicted model, not a curated record. NCBI's taxonomy places the organism in Eukaryota, Fungi, Ascomycota, Sordariomycetes, Glomerellales, Glomerellaceae. The transcript is spliced from 2 exons.
AUGGAUCUCCCCAUAAUCGAUCUCGAUGUUUUCCUCAACGAGCCGCGCGACUCCGCCGCUUUCCGCGACGAGUGCGAAAAGGCUGCGACCGCCCUCAUCACCUAUGGUGCGCUUGUCCUGCAUGACUCCCGAGUCGCCGAAUCCGACAACACUACUUUCCUCGACUUACUCGAGGACUACUUUGCCCAGCCGACCGAAGAGCUCAAGAAGGAUGAGCGCCCAGAGCUGAGCUACCAGAUCGGCGUCACUCUCGAGGAUACAGAGAAGCCCAAAUGUGCAGUUGACGAGCCCUGCCUGCAGGUCAUCCAGCGCCUGGCGGAAUCUGAGCGCCCUCUCGACAUUACAGCACACGACCCUGACCCAAAGUGCCGUUUCUUCUGGCGCAUGGCCGAGAAUCCGCCGUACGAGACCGAGUUCCCCGGGCUCAACGCCCCUAACGUCGUCCCCGAAGCCCCGCACAUCCGCGAGCGUUGGCCUCCUGCUAUGGACAAGUGGGGAACUUCAAUGAAGCAGGCCGUUACGGGCCUGGCAGAGAUGGCGGCAGUCGGCUUGGGUCUCCCUGCCGACGCUUUCAGCUCUGCUGGCAAGUACGGACCUCACCUUCUCGCACCAACGGCCUCCGACUUGGUCAAGUACGGCAAGCAGGACACCAUUCUCGCUGGCUUCCACACAGACUUGAACUUCCUGACGAUUCACGGUCGCUCUCGGUACCCAGGCCUGCACAUCUGGGCGCGCAACACUGGAAAGAAGAUUGCCGUGAAGAUUCCCGAGGGCAACUACUUGCUCGUCCAGGCCGGAAAGCAAUUGGAGCAUCUGACGGGCGGUCUCAUCAAGGCAGGCUUCCACGAGGUUGUGGUAAAUGAGAAGACCCUCGCCGUGAUUGAGCGCCGCAAAGCUGAACUCCCCGAUCGCCCGCUCGUCCGCAUCUCGUCAACGUUCUUCUGGCACUUGUCAUCAGACCACGAUCUCACUCCUAUUCCUCAACUAUCGGAGCAGGCGCAAAAGGUCAGGGCUGAGCAGUUCAACCUGGGGAGGGACGAGGGCGAAAAGGUCGAGUAUGCGCCCAUGAAGGUGGGACAACAGGUGCAAGAGGAGCUCAAGCACAUUGCUCUAAUGACAUGA